UUAAGCAUUUGGUUUAGUGGUGUGGAUCUCAUCUGACCCACCCCAAUCCCAAGGUUCAAAACCCCAUCCUCGUUUGUUUUUUCAUUCUUUUCCGCACAGUUUUUUUUCUUUCUUUUUCGCAAGGUUGACAAAACGAUAAAACGAUGUUGUAUUCAUGUAUUGCGUUAAACUAAAACACGGAAGAAGGAAUAGUUAAAUGUAUAAUGUUGAUGCUAGUUUUGACCCCAAUACGAAGGAAGCAUGCGUAGGAAUGGUGGUGCGAGAUGAUCGCCCAACCUCUGUCUCCUAUUCUCUUGUUUCACUUCUCCCUCCAAUCCCCUUUCUUCCUCCUCAUCUCCGACCAUCUGUCUUCUCGGCCCGCACCAUGAAGCACGCUUAUCUUCUAGCCGCCUUAAUCGUGGCUGUGUUGGUGGCGGUGAUGAGGCACCUGCCGCCACCGUAUGAGGUCGAGAAGGAGGAGUUGGCGGCCGCCGCCGCCGCCCUAAUAGCCUCACUCAACAUCCACGCUCUGGACAUGGACACCCUCCGUCGGACAAGAAGUUGAUGGCCAAGGGAGAGUUUGAUUCGAGCUACACCGGCUUCACGGUAGACAACACAGAUGUCAAAAUUAAAAGCUUGUUAAUUGCCAUAAUCCAAGUGGAGGGUUUGAAACUAUAGAUGAAGUAGCUCCUGGAGCCUACCGUU
Cuscuta campestris is the source of this 684-nucleotide messenger RNA. The record is from the annotation of a GenBank genome assembly. NCBI's taxonomy places the organism in Eukaryota, Viridiplantae, Streptophyta, Magnoliopsida, Solanales, Convolvulaceae.